GUGACACGCUCGACAUUUCAUCCUUCAUGGGAGGGGUUUCAUGUCCCUGAGGCUCGUAGUGGGGGUGGGAUUCCAAUCCUCAGUAUGGAGUGUCACAAUAAUAAACCUCCCCAACAAUAACCCUGAUAGAGUAGCAGGUGGGACUGUUCAAAGGUGAGCUGGCAACACUCUACAUCUCUAGGCUGCCUACUUGCAAAAGGGAGGAUUGAAGACUGCAGUGCUGGAGAGAAGGCAUAUUGUGGGGGGUGCUGCUGUCACGGAGGAGAUUAUCCCAGGUUUUCAUUUCUCCAGAGCUUCUUACCUGCUCAGCCUCCUAAGACCCCAGAUUUAUGAAGAGCUGGAGUUGAAGCCACCAUCCUCAAGCCAGGCACUGUGACCUGCUUUGAUGAGUAUCCCAUUUGUCAAAAAGAGGCAGACUAGCAGAUCAUAGGCUUAUGAAGAGACAUGGCUUACAAGUGCUGCCUCGUGACCCUUAUUCCUUCACCCCGUUGCUGGAGGACGGCCAGGGUGGGAGACCUCCUCGUUCACUGUUGCUGGGAAACAACAUGGCUGAGACUCAGAAACAGAUUGCUCAGUUCUCUGCAAAGGAUGCCCAGGCCUUUCCCAAAUAUGAGGCUUUCAUGAGCCGCUUGGUGUCAGCCAUAGAUCCUCUGCUCGAUACCUGUCCUGUGGACGUAGCUGUGCUCAGCCAAGGCUCCCUGUUUCAACGGCUCAAAGCCUUGCAAGGACUACGAACCCUAAUCCAUGCAGGCUUUAUCCUGGGCAAAGAUCUUCCCCAAUAUUAUGAAGUCCUCACAGCCCCCAUUUCUAAAAUUUUGGAUUUCUGGUUUGAGUCGGAGCCCUUGAAAGCAACACUGGCAACAGAUGCUGUGAUUGGUGCCAUGGCUAGUCCCCACACACCUGGUAGUGGGUAUGUGCUGCUGCACCAUGUAAUGGGUCAGAUAGAGGGUUGGCAGGGAGCCUGGGGCUAUGUGACUGGUGGCAUGGGAGCACUUUCCCAGGCCUUGGCCCGUGCUGCAACUGAGCUUGGGGCUGAGAUCUUCACUGAGAAGAAAGUUGCUCAGAUUCUUCAGAGUUCUGAUGGAAAGGUGCGAGGUGUUUGCCUCAAGGACGGAACUGAAGUGAAGAGCCGCCUAGUGCUCUCCAAUGCAUCUCCACAACUCACCUUUUUAGAAUUGACCCCUCAGGAUUUUCUACCUGCAGAAUUUGUCCAGAGAAUCUCCCAGUUUGACACACGCUCUCCAGUCACCAAGAUCAAUGUGGCUGUAGACCGGUUGCCCAAUUUCCUAGCGGCUCCAAACAGCAGUGAUGGCCGCCCUUCACCUCAUCACCAAAGCUCCAUUCACCUCAAUUGCGAAGACAUACAAACUGUGCACCAGGCCUUUGAGGAUGCCUGCCAAGGGAGGCCAUCUUGCCGGCCCAUGAUUGAACUGUGCAUUCCAUCUGCCCUGGACCCAACUCUGGCUCCCCAAGGUUGCCAUGUGGUCUCACUCUUUACUCAAUACACCCCCUAUACCCUGGCUGGAGGGAAGCAAUGGGAUCAACAGGAGAGUGAUGACUAUGCUGACCAAGUAUUUGAUUGUAUUGAAGCCUACGCACCUGGGUUCAAAGCCUCGGUCAUCGGUAGGGAUGUUUUAACACCUCCAGAUCUUGAACGGAUCUUUGGUUUACCUGGUGGGAAUAUAUUUCAUGGAGCCAUGUCUUUAGACCAGCUGUAUUUUGCCCGGCCAGUGCCCUCUUACUCUGGCUAUCGGUCUCCUGUCCAAGGUCUCUACCUCUGUGGAAGUGGAGCUCAUCCCGGAGGAGGAGUCAUGGGUGCUCCGGGUCGCAAUGCUGCCAGGACAGCCCUGGAGGAUUUCAAGAACGUAUGAGCCAAUAGGAACUUAUUUUGCUGCUGUGACUCAGAAUAAGAGACCUAACCAGUUUGCAAACUAAUCAUUCCAGCAAAUUGGGCAGGGGGACACCCUCUGGAAGCAAAUCUGCAGUGAAGCAUCUUUAAACCUGGUUUGAGAGAGACUUCGCAAAGAUUGCCACCCUCAAAACUGGUUGUUCCCAACAUGCCAUGGUUAGGGAAUGUUGCUGGUCAGUGUUCUUGCAGUCAUACCCAAACAUGCUAUACAAGAACAUUGAUGAGAACAAAACCAACCUUUUUUUGUUUUGUUUCCAACUUAUGACAACUUUUUUAUCAUGGGCCUUUUUUUUAGCAAGAUUUAUUCAGGGGGAGAUUGCAUUUCCCUUGCACUGAGACUGAGAGAAUGUGAAUCGCCAAGGUUAACCAGUGGGUUUCCACGGCUGAAUCCUGGUCACCAGAGUCCUAGUUCCAAUGCUCAAACCAUCGCACCAUGUUGGAUCUCAAACCAGCUUUACAAAUCAGCUCACAGACUGUUUUGUGCUAUACUAUUCUGCUUUCUUAUUGGUGCUUUUUGUUGGGUUUCAUCCCUGGACUGCACAAGAUUUUAUGUCACCAGGUUUCUAGUCCUCAAUGAGUAGCUAGACUAUAGACAGGGCUAAGCUGAGGGAUUCCUUUCCCCAUAUUCCUAUGCAUGUUUUCCUUUAUGGUUUUGCCUUUUGUCUUUAUUGCUAGCCACUGUCUCCUCCCCCUUUGAUGAUGUAGUAAUGGAAUUUCUGUUAGGGAACUUCCUCUUAAAUUUAAACUGCCCUGGGUUGACCAUGUGGUCUCCACCAUUUUAGGGUCUCUUCUGUUUUUCCUUUCUCCCUGUGAGGACAAACGUUUUGCCUCUCUCUAGGCAAAAUGUAGCUGCAUGGAUAUUUUUUUACCUUUUACCUUCUUUAGAAUAUGAGACUUAGUAAGCUAGUUAGAUCCAAGACCUUUCUAUCAAGAAUGUAUUUCUUUUUACUCUAAUAAAUAUUUUUGAGCCAAUCCUAAACCAUCCUAGGGAUUAAGAAGCUUUUCCUUUACACCAAACAUAAGUUUCUGCUGCUACUCCUGUUACUCUGCUAUAUUUUGGUGGAAUUGCCCCAACUGAGGGUUAUUUUUGAGCCUAACAGCUCAGAUUCCCCAACACUCUUGAUUUCUAAACAACCUUCCAUUUUCUCCUUGGGCUAGUUGGAAGAUAAAAUCUAUUCUUCCUUCUGAGGGAAGUAGAGAUGAAAGUCUGGACAGUUAGGUUAGAUCAGUGCUUCUCAACCGUUGGUCCUCCAGGUGUUUUGGUCUUCACCUCCCACAAUUCCCAACAGCUGGGAUUUCUGGGAGUUGAAGUCCAGAACACCUGGAGGACCAAAGGUUGGGAACGACUGGAUUAGAGCCUGUUAGAUCCUGUCCCUUGACCAGGAGUAUCAAGACCUGCUGGAUUCAGGGUUUCAGAAAAGGUCUUACAGCAUCAGGAUAUCUUCCAGAAGUCUCAGCUGUGCUGAAUUUAUGUGGCAGAGCGUCUUAAUAAUUUCUAUGCAUCAACUUGUUAAAGCAAGAGGGAGCAGAGAGCAGCUGUCCAGAUGUUGAACUGCAACUCUCAGCAUUCAUUAUCAGCUAUACAGUUGGAGGUUGCACUUUACCCCCAUGCUUGUCUUAUAACAUAGGCAUUUGAGAACUAUGGCUCUGAAAGCUAAACAACUUGCUCUCUAUCUCUCUGAAAAUAAGCUUAAUGUCUAGACGUUACAUGGUCUCUGGGAGCUCAGAAACAGAGCCAAGUUUUGACAAUAUCACCUUAGCGAAGGGACUAGGACAGUCUGCUGCCAUUCAUGCCAUCUGACCUUGUGCUCCCUAUCCAAAGCUAGCCAUGCCUGGCUGAGCUCCGGUCCAAAAGAGCCAUAUUUCUCACUAGCAAAGAGCAGCUGCUUGCAAACACCUUUCUGCGCCCUGACUGCAAAUCCAGCCUAGAGGUGGCUGCAAGCCAGCUGCCCACUCUGGCAGGGCGCCUGUUGUGUUUUGCAGGAAGAGGCGUCCGAUUCACAAAUCAGUUGAGCCGGCAUUCUUGGCUUCUGUCCAGUUCCAUUCCAUUGAAACCAGUGGAAAUAAAUCAGCUUAAAUCUAAAUACCCAACUUUAAUUGGCACAUGGACUGCAGCCAAAAGAGUGUCAACGCAGUAAGGGAAAUCAAUAACUAACUUUCCUCCAUAGCGAUGAUGGAUUGAUUUCAUGUGAAGAAAUGAUUGCAAAAUCAUUGCAGGCUAUAUACUUAGAAAAUAUGUAUCAAAGAUUAAAGAGUUUUUUAAAACCGAAAA
This is a messenger RNA of Anolis carolinensis (green anole), 4181 nucleotides long. It is a transcript of the gene pyroxd2, whose product is annotated as pyridine nucleotide-disulphide oxidoreductase domain 2. The coding region runs from base 435 to 1871 and encodes 478 amino acids. Gene Ontology annotation, molecular function: oxidoreductase activity. The transcript is spliced from 15 exons. NCBI's taxonomy places the organism in Eukaryota, Metazoa, Chordata, Lepidosauria, Squamata, Anolidae. The record is from RefSeq and is a predicted model, not a curated record.